AUGGCGCUGCUAGACUGGAAUUGCUGCAUCAUUUGCCAGCAAGACACCGCCGAACCUUUAAAAUGCCCUUUGAAGAGUCCUGGAACAAGUGAUCAAAAGAGUAAUGCGUACACAUCCUUUCUGUGCAAUGUAGAACAAUUCCGAGACAUAGGAGAACUUCCAGUUGAGCUUCGUUUCGGAAAGAACGAAACUGCUGACAACUUUGCUAGUCAUUUUGCGUCCUGGCACAAAUCCUGCUAUUUAAAGUUCAACAAUUCCAAGUUGUGUAAGGCAAAGAGGAAACGAGAGCGUGAAAAUGAUGAGUCUGAAGCAAAAGAGUCCAGGAAAAAAAAGAGGCAAGCUCUGGAUGUUCAGAAGUGUUUCCUCUGCGAGACCGGCGAAGAGGCAGGUGUUCUUCAUCAGGUUUCAACGUACGAUGCAGACACCAAUCUGCGAAUGAUGAUAACAGAGCUAAAUGAUGCUCAACUUCUCACUAGAAUAGUUGGAGGUGACCUUAUUGCCAUGGAGGCAAAGUAUCAUCUUAAAUGCCAGAUCAACUUGCGAAAUCGAUACCGCAGUCUCAUUAGGAUGUCAAACCAAGAAACAGCGGCUGAUACAUGUGAAAAAAUGAACGAAUCUAGAGCAUUUGUAGAGCUGACAAGCUAUAUUGAGAAAGCUGUGGGAUCUGGAAUUCUUCUCUUCAAGCUGUCCGAGAUCCAUUCGAUGUACGUGAAUCGUCUUGAGGACCUUGGAAUAAAUAAACAAGUCAAUAAGACCAGGUUGAAGAAUAAUUUGCUGGAACACUUCCCUGAGGCACAGGAACAAUACGAUGGAAAGAACACUGUUCUUAUCUUCAACGAAGGUAUGCGAAAUAUGUUGAAGGAGGCACUAAAGAAACGCGAUUUCUCCGAAGAUGCUGCUAUUCUUGCAAAGGCUGCUGUCAUUAUCCGAAAAGACAUUUUCGGCCAUAAAAGCUUUAAAUUCACUGGCAACUUUCCACCAAAAUGUGAAGAGGACUCACUGCCUUCAAGCCUCAAGUCUCUUGUUUCCAUGAUCCUCAAUGGCCCUAACUUGAAAGAUCAAGAUAAACGUGAAUCACAGGCUUGCCUCACUGUUGGCCAGUGUAUAUUUUACAAUGCAAAAAAAAGUGGAGCCAGUACUGCUGAUAAAACGAGGCACUCGAAAGAACGCGAGCCACCACUUCCAAUCUACAUUGGCAUCAAUGUUCAUGCGCAGACAAGGAGCAAGAAACUCAUCCAGCAGUUUUACCAGAUGGGUAUUAGCAUCUCCUAUGAUCGAGUUAUGGAGCUUGAGGAUUUGAUCGCUUCUGCUGUUUGUGAACGCUUUGAAGAAGAUGGAGUGGUGUCCCCCGCUUGCCUUCGAAAGAAUUUGUUCACUGUUGGGGCGCUGGAUAACUUGGAUCACAAUCCUAGUUCAACCACUGCGGUAACGUCAUUCCAUGGGACUGGAAUCAGUCUUUUCCAGUCUCCAACCAAGACCAAUCCUGGCGAAAGCAGACAACCGAUUACCAUACCACCUAAAUCCGGACCACAGAAAUACUCUCUCCCUGACAGCUACGCCAGUGUCCCAGCUGUAGCACUGAAGACCACUGCCAUUGAUGUACCAAAGUGUGAUGUCAGCCCUGUUAUGGUAUGCGUUAAUGACGCCAUCGCAGCUGAGAAUACGUGGGUUGAACAUGCACUGCCACUUCUUGAGAAGCAGAAGCUGAGCAACAGUGAUUCCAUUGCUUGGGCUGCAUAUCACGCUGCUUUGCAACGUCCCGUAGAAGACCCUCCAGCUGUUUGUGCACUGCUUCCUUUGUUCUAUGAGAAGGCCGCCACACCCGCAAUGAUCAAACAUGGUAUGGAUGUCCAGAGACUAGCAACUGAAUAUUUAAAUCCAGGCCAAAUCCCCGUCACCACAUUCGACCAGCCUCUGUUUGCAUUGGCAAAGUUUGUACAAUGGAAAUGGCCAGUUGCGUAUGGUGAAAAGCUUCAUGUCGUUAUGCUUGGUGGUCUACACACAGAGAUGGCCCUUUGGAAGACACUGGGAGACGUAUUGGAAGGUUCUGGUUGGACGGAAGCUCUUACAGAAGGAGAGGUGGUGUCCUCUGGUGUUGCCGAGUCUUUUUUGAAAGCUGCACAUCUCACUCGAACCAGACAUGGUCACCAAGUCACUCUCUUGGCACUCCACUAUCUCCAGCACGAGGCAUUUAUGCUGUGUGAAGGACCUAAAGAUAAAGAGUCCGCGCAAGGGUGGAGGAAUAACAUGAUUCGGAAGAGUCCAACUUUUGCAUACUGGGAUCUAAUUCUACGGUACGAAACCCUCAUUCUCAUCUUCGUCAGGGCUCAUAGGGAAAGGAACUUUCCAUUGUAUGUGCAAGUCUUGGAGAAACUCUCACCACUGUUUUUUGCCUUGGAUCAUGUCAAUUAUGCAAGAUGGAUGCCAGUCCAUAUCAAGGAUAUGAAGUCCUUGCCUGAAUCCAUCAAGGAUGAGUUUGAGAAAAAUUCUCAUUGGGUACUUUGCAAGACAACAAACAAUUUCUCUGCGAUCCCAUUUGAUCAGGCUCAUGAGCAAGAAAACAAGACAGUGAAAGGUUCGGGUGGCGCUAUUGGUCUUACAGAAAAUCCUACAGCUUUCAGGCGCUGGAUGCUUUCGGGUCCAGAAAUUGCUAGACUACUAACACAGUUUGAAGAAGAGAAUCUUCAAGAUGAGGAUCCUGAGAUCCCUAAGAAUUUCAAGCACCAUGAGCAAGGUCUCUCCGCUCAGGUGACUUUUCAGAAACAGGUUAACAACCUCUGCGAAACCAUCAAACGAAUGGGCAAUCCUUUCUUAGACGACUUCUCUGAUCUAGUGACGCUGAAUAGCCGCAACUGUAUGGAUGAAGCUGUGAUAGACACAAUCCGAACUCUGGAGAACACAGGCGAAAAGCAAUAUCAGGAUUAUGUCAAGAACGUACUUGAAGAUCGCACACGUUCUAUCCACGACCCGAUCAAGAGGAAUUCUCUAGCACUCUUCAAAAAACCUCAUAGCAAGACAACAUCACGCCAGGGGAAGAAAGUCAAAGUUCUUCAGAACAACGUCGCACUUUUUAGUCAGCUGUAUAUUGCCAUGCAGAACCGGGAUGGAGAUUUGGGUGAAUUCUUUGCCCAUGAGAUUCAGUCCUUCCCACCUUCCCUCUCAGAUUUUGGCGAUCUUCAUUUGCCAAGCGCGAAGUCUGAACUACUACGAUGUCUUGAGCAGCCUGCACAAACCGAACCGCCGUCAACCUACAACUGCAAAGUCCUGGAUGGUGCUGUCAUCGUUCACUGCCUUCCUACUGCUGCGGCGAGUACCUUCGAUGAGUAUGCGGAUAAGGUGUUCUUACCGUACCUAGAGAAGCAGCUGCAAGAGUCCAGAAGGUUAGAUAUUGUGUGGGAUACAUACAUUUCAGAUAGUUUGAAGGAGUCUACCAGGGUAAAAAGAGGCAAGGGUGUACGCAGAAAAGUGUCUGGCCAGACCAGGUUGCCUGGCAAUUGGAUGGAUUUUCUUCGCGACUCAACCAACAAGAAGGAGCUGUUUGCCUUUCUUACCACCAAAGUUGAACAGUUCAAUUGUCCAGCAUCCACAGCUAUGUAUGUCACAUCAGGACAAUCGGUGUUGUCCAUUAGUUCUGGUAGUCCAAUGCAGAGCUGUAACCACGAGGAAGCUGACACCAGAGUUGUGGUACACAUAUUACAUGCACUCGAGCACGGAGAGAGGACUGUCCUAGUGCGUACUGUGGACACUGACGUUGUUGUCAUCCUCGUUGGAACAUUCCACAAUCUAGCUGCAGUACAACCAUUGCUCGACAUCUGGGUAGCCUUUGGCACAGGCAAGAAUUACAGAUUCUACAGCAUCAAUGCAAUUUGUGCCAGUCUGGGGGAGCCACGGUCACGUGCACUACCCGUGUUUCACGCCUUUUCGGGUUGCGACACUACCUCUGCCUUUAAUGGUAAGGGCAAGAAGUCAGCAUGGCAGGCAUGGCAGGCUUUUGAAGAUGUUACGGGAACGUUUGUAUAUCUGGCUUCGCAUCCUUUUGAGAAACUGUACUUGGACUCCGAAUCCUUCCAGAAGCUAGAGCGUCUAACUGUAAUCCUGUAUGACAGAACCAGCUCACUGAGCUCUGUUAACGAGACCAGAAAGGAACUCUUCUGUCAGAAGAGUCCACCAAUGGAGAAACUUCCACCGACUCAAGACGCCCUACUUCAGCACAUCCGACGGACAGUCUACCAAGCUGGAAUUUGGACUACCAGCACACAAGCAGAGCCAGUGGUUCCAUCCCCACAGGACUUUGCAUGGACCCAGGUUGCAGAUUCUUGGGUUCCAGUUUGGAUGACCAUGCCAGAAGUAUCCAAAGCAUGUAGAGAGCUGAUCAAAUGCGUAUGCAAAGGAGACUGUUCUAAAUGUAAAUGCGUUAAGGCAAAUCUAGACUGUUCGCCACUUUGCAAGUGCAAAUGCAAACAACACUAG
Messenger RNA from Paramuricea clavata, 4470 nucleotides. Lineage: Eukaryota; Metazoa; Cnidaria; Anthozoa; Malacalcyonacea; Plexauridae. The record is from the annotation of a GenBank genome assembly.